Messenger RNA from Periconia digitata, 2082 nucleotides. The record is from the annotation of a GenBank genome assembly. Lineage: Eukaryota; Fungi; Ascomycota; Dothideomycetes; Pleosporales; Periconiaceae.
CCUGAGAUUUACCUUCACCUAAGUCGCCUCUUUUUUUUUGGCGCCAUGCCAUCUUCUUCAAUCCAUGCACCUCCCUAUUCCAGUACCGACAACAUCUCUCCGACUUCUUCUUCAUCCACCCGUCCCCUGCGUGCCUCGCCUCUGAUAUAUGACAUUGACAGCGCAGACGAUGCAUAUGAACUGCACUCAAUAGCGCCUGAUGAUGGUGCAACAACGCAUGAUGUUACUGGACUACGCGCUCGCGCUGGAGAAGAUGCCGGUCUGCUACCUAGUCCGAGGCGCUUUUCAAUGAGUUCUGCGCACAGCGAUGUGUUAUAUAGCGCAAAAGAAGAAAAGAAAGUUUUGAAAAAGUUGGACAGACGGUUGGUGCUUUUCAUGGCUCUGCUUUAUUGUUUGAGCUUUUUGGAUCGAUCGAACAUUGGCAAUGCUAGAAUCGCAGGCUUAUCCAAAGAUCUUAACCUCACCUCGAGCCAGUACGAGUGGCUUCUGUGGGCAUUUUACAUAACGUAUAUCGCAUUUGAAUGGAUGGCUCUGAUGUAUCGAAUUUUCCCUCCUCAUAUAUACAUCUCCAUAUGUAUCCUGUCGUGGGGUAUCAUAGCAUCACUGCAGGCUAUUGCCACUCGCUUCGAAUACCUCUUGAUUCUUCGUGCGUUGCUGGGUAUCGGAGAAGCAGCAUUUGGACCAGGUGUGCCCUUCUACUUAUCGUUUUUCUUCCGUCGCGAUGAGCUGGCCUUCAGGACAGGACUGUUCAUCUCUGCCAGCCCACUUUCGUCGUCUUUCGCGGGCAUGUUGGCCUGGUUGAUCACCAAAGUUGGACAAGGUGGUCCGAUCAGCCCUUGGAGACUGUUGUUUUUGAUCGAGGGGUUUCCGAGUGUUCUGAUAGCUGUCUGGGCGUGGGACUUCGUACCGGAUUCGCCUAGCACUGCUAAGUGGCUCAGCCGAAGAGAGCAGAAAGUUGCUGGAUUGAGACUACGACAAGAGAGACAAUCGAAAGAGGGAAGCAGUUCUGCUGAAAAGUACCUUGCUACAUCAGGACAGAAAAAGGGCGUGAACUUUGGGGAAGUUCUGCAAGCACUCAAAGACCCAAAGUCUUACCUCACUGCAUUCAUGUUUUUCAGUUGUAAUGUAGCUUUCAGCAGUAUGCCUGUCUUCCUCCCGACCAUCAUCCGAGACAUGGGUCAUGUGUCACUCACGGCUCAGGCAUUAUGCGCUCCUCCCUACUUCUUCUCGUUUAUCGUGGUACUCCUCACUGCAUAUUAUUCCGACCGCUUACAGUCUCGCUCUACUUUCAUCAUACUUCACUCCAUUCUCGCAACGCUAGGAUACACUACUAUAGCUCUAUGCGGCUAUUACCAAUUCCCAAGCAUCUGGCUCCGCUAUUUUGCUCUGUUUCCCGCUGCAGCGGGCUUCUUCUCUGCCGUCACUAUCAUCAUCACAUGGACUAUCAACAAUCAAGAUAGUGACAGCAAAAAAGGAACUGGAGUCGCCAUGAUGAAUAUCAUUGGACAGAUGGGACCGCUGGUCGGGACUAGCAUUUUCCCUGAGGAAGAUGGCCCAUGGUACGUCAAGGGUAUGUCAGUUUGUGCGUCGUUUAUGCUGCUGGCCGGUAUACUGGCAGCCGUUUUGCGUGUUGUAAUUUUGAGGGAGAAUCGCGUGAAGGAGCGGGAGAGACGUAAGGAGUUUAUAGGGAUUCCGUUAGAAGAUGGGAUUGUGGCCAGGGAGGAGCGGAGGGCUUUCAAGCUCAUGGUAUAACUUCCGAGAAUGGAAAUUCGGGCAAUAAUUACACAUCACUCACAGAUGAUGCUUCUUGAUUGACUGAUAGUAAAUAUCCAAGAUAGACAUAAGGUAUCCAGACAUGAAUAGAGCAAAUCCGGAGGAGUGUGUUAGUUUCGUGCUGCCAAUAGCGCAGACACUAUAUCCAAUAGCACCAAGGUUCCACAAGCAUGGCAAGUUAUCCACACCGUAAAGUUCUGGCAAGUAGGACGAGUGAUAGGCGGUCAGAAAGAAAAACGUUAGAUCCUCGAUGCCCCACCAGGUGAAAGAUAGGUCCUCGGUUGGUAGUUCACAUCUCCUAAGCCCCAA